Messenger RNA from Myotis davidii, 3727 nucleotides. It is a transcript of the gene ADGRL3, whose product is annotated as adhesion G protein-coupled receptor L3. The transcript is spliced from 21 exons. Bases 172 to 3381 code for a protein of 1069 amino acids. Gene Ontology annotation, cellular component: glutamatergic synapse; cell-cell junction; axon. The record is from RefSeq and is a predicted model, not a curated record. Gene Ontology annotation, biological process: adenylate cyclase-activating G protein-coupled receptor signaling pathway; synapse assembly; brain development. Gene Ontology annotation, molecular function: G protein-coupled receptor activity. Lineage: Eukaryota; Metazoa; Chordata; Mammalia; Chiroptera; Vespertilionidae.
UGUCCGGGGACCUAUAAGUACCUUGAAGUGCAGUAUGAAUGUGUCCCUUACAUUUUUCUUUGUCCUGGACUACUAAAGGGAGUGUACCAGAGUGAACAUUUGUUUGAGUCUGACCACCAAUCGGGGGCAUGGUGCAAAGAUCCUCUGCAGGCUUCAGACAAGAUCUAUUAUAUGCCCUGGACCCCUUACAGAACUGACACCCUGACCGAGUACUCAUCCAAGGAUGACUUCAUUGCUGGAAGGCCAACUACAACCUACAAGCUUCCUCACAGGGUGGAUGGCACAGGGUUCGUCGUGUACGAUGGAGCUUUGUUCUUCAACAAAGAGCGCACCAGGAACAUAGUGAAGUUUGAUUUGCGGACUAGGAUAAAGAGUGGAGAGGCUAUCAUCGCAAAUGCCAACUACCACGACACCUCCCCUUACCGAUGGGGAGGUAAAUCGGACAUAGACCUGGCAGUGGAUGAGAAUGGGCUAUGGGUCAUCUAUGCAACAGAACAAAACAAUGGUAAAAUUGUCAUUAGUCAAUUGAACCCUUACACCUUACGGAUCGAAGGGACGUGGGACACUGCCUAUGAUAAAAGGUCAGCUUCCAACGCGUUUAUGAUUUGUGGGAUUCUGUAUGUGGUCAAAUCUGUAUAUGAGGAUGAUGACAACGAGGCCACAGGGAAUAAGAUUGACUACAUUUACAACACCGACCAAAGUAAGGAUAGUCUGGUGGAUGUGCCCUUUCCCAACUCGUACCAGUACAUAGCAGCUGUGGAUUACAACCCCAGGGACAACCUUCUUUACGUAUGGAAUAACUAUCACGUCGUGAAAUAUUCUUUGGAUUUCGGACCUCUGGAUAGUAGAUCAGGUCAGGCACAUCAUGGCCAGGUAUCUUACAUCUCUCCCCCAAUUCACCUGGACUCUGAGCUAGAAAGACCCCCUGUUAGAGAAAUUUCUACCACAGGACCUUUUGGCAUGGGAAGCACCACCACCAGUACCACCCUUCGGACCACAACUUUGAGUGCCGGCAGGAGCACCACCCCGUCAAUAUCAGGGAGAAGAAACCGGAGUACCAGCACCCCGUCUCCAGCUGUUGAGGUGCUUGACGACACUACCACGCACCUGCCAUCAGCAUCAUCCCAAAUCCCAGCUCAGGAGGAGAGCUGUGAGGCUGUGGAAGCCCGAGAAAUCAUGUGGUUUAAGACCCGUCAAGGACAGAUGGCAAAGCAGCCAUGCCCGACAGGAACUAUAGGAGUAUCAACGUAUCUAUGCCUGGCUCCUGAUGGAAUCUGGGAUCCCCAAGGACCAGAUCUUAGCAACUGCUCUUCCCCUUGGAUCAACCAUAUCACACAAAAGUUGAAAUCUGGAGAGACAGCUGCCAACAUUGCUAGAGAGCUGGCUGAACAAACCAGGAAUCAUUUGAAUGCUGGAGACAUCACCUACUCCGUCCGUGCCAUGGACCAGCUGGUAGGCCUCCUGGAUGUCCAACUCCGGAACUUGACUCCAGGUGGAAAAGAUAGUGCUGCUCGCAGCUUGAACAAGCUUCAGAAAAGGGAGCGCUCUUGCAGAGCCUAUGUCCAGGCAAUGGUCGAGACAGUUAACAACCUCCUUCAGCCACAAGCCUUGAACGCGUGGAGAGACCUGACGACAAGUGAUCAGCUCCGUGCAGCCACCAUGUUGCUUGACACCGUGGAGGAAAGUGCUUUUGUGCUGGCUGAUAACCUUUUGAAGACUGACAUCGUCAGGGAGAACACAGACAAUAUUCAGUUGGAAGUUGCAAGGCUGAGCACAGAAGGAAACUUGGAAGACUUAAAAUUUCCAGAAUCCAUGGGUCAUGGAAGCACCAUCCAGCUUUCUGCAAAUACUUUAAAGCAAAAUGGACGAAAUGGAGAGAUCAGAGUGGCCUUUGUUUUAUAUAACAACUUGGGUCCUUAUUUGUCCACGGAGAAUGCCAGCAUGAAGUUGGGAACAGAAGCUAUGUCCACCAAUCAUUCGGUUAUUGUCAAUUCGCCCGUCAUUACAGCAGCAAUAAACAAAGAAUUCAGUAAUAAGGUUUAUUUGGCUGAUCCUGUCGUAUUCACUGUUAAACAUAUUAAGCAGUCCGAGGAAAAUUUCAACCCCAACUGUUCAUUUUGGAGCUAUUCCAAGCGCACAAUGACAGGUUAUUGGUCAACUCAAGGCUGCCGGCUCCUGACAACAAAUAAGACACAUACGACAUGCUCUUGUAACCACCUAACCAAUUUUGCAGUACUGAUGGCACAUGUGGAAGUUAAGCACAGUGAUGCGGUCCAUGACCUUCUUCUGGAUGUGAUCACGUGGGUUGGAAUUUUGCUGUCCCUUGUUUGUCUCCUGAUUUGCAUCUUCACAUUUUGCUUUUUCCGCGGGCUCCAGAGUGACCGUAACACCAUCCACAAGAACCUCUGCAUCAGCCUCUUUGUGGCAGAACUGCUCUUCCUGAUUGGGAUCAACCGAACUGACCAACCAAUUGCCUGUGCGGUGUUUGCGGCCCUCUUACACUUCUUCUUCUUGGCCGCCUUUACCUGGAUGUUCCUGGAGGGCGUGCAGCUCUACAUCAUGCUGGUGGAGGUGUUUGAGAGCGAACACUCACGCAGGAAGUACUUCUACCUGGUGGGCUACGGUAUGCCCGCGCUCAUUGUGGCUGUGUCGGCUGCGGUAGACUACAGGAGUUAUGGAACAGAUAAAGUAUGUUGGCUCCGACUGGACACCUACUUCAUUUGGAGUUUUAUAGGACCAGCGACCUUGAUAAUCAUGCUUAAUGUAAUCUUCCUUGGGAUUGCUUUAUAUAAAAUGUUUCAUCAUACUGCCAUUCUGAAACCUGAAUCGGGCUGUCUUGAUAAUAUCAACUAUGAGGAUAACAGACCCUUCAUCAAGUCAUGGGUUAUAGGUGCAAUAGCUCUUCUCUGCCUGUUGGGAUUGACCUGGGCCUUUGGACUCAUGUAUAUUAAUGAAAGCACAGUCAUCAUGGCAUAUCUCUUCACUAUUUUCAAUUCUCUACAAGGAAUGUUUAUAUUCAUUUUCCAUUGUGUUUUACAGAAGAAGGUACGAAAAGAGUACGGGAAAUGCCUGCGGACACAUUGUUGUAGUGGCAAAAGUACAGAGAGUUCCAUUGGCUCAGGGAAAACAUCUGGUUCUCGAACUCCUGGACGCUACUCCACAGGCUCACAGAGCCGAAUUCGUAGAAUGUGGAAUGACACAGUCCGAAAGCAGUCAGAGUCUUCCUUCAUUACUGGAGAUAUAAACAGUUCAGCGUCACUCAACAGAGAGCCCUACAGAGAGACAAGUAUGGGAGUAAAGCUAAACAUUGCAUAUCAAAUAGGGGCUUCUGAACAAUGCCAGGGAUACAAGUGUCAUGGAUACUCUACCACUGAAUGGUAACCAUGCCAACAGUUACAGCAUCGCCAGCGGCGAGUACCUGAGCAACUGUGUGCAAAUCAUAGACCGAGGCUACAACCACAACGAGACCGCCCUGGAGAAAAAGAUCCUGAAGGAACUCACCUCCAACUACAUCCCCUCCUACCUGAACAGCCACGAGCGCUCCUGCGAGCAGAACCGGAAUCUGAUGAACAAGCUGGUGAACAACCUGGGCGGCGGGGGCAGCGAAGAGGACGCCAUCGUCCUGGACGACGCCGCCUCCUUCAGCCACGAGGAGGGCCUGGGCCUGGAACUCAUCCAUGAGGAAUCGGACGCCCCCUUGCUGCCCCCGCGCCUCUACUCGGCGGAG